Molecule: messenger RNA, 1483 nt
Organism: Charadrius vociferus (killdeer)
Lineage: Eukaryota; Metazoa; Chordata; Aves; Charadriiformes; Charadriidae
Gene: RNF150
Product: ring finger protein 150
Exons: 9
Coding region: 1-1185 (394 amino acids)
Source: RefSeq, a predicted model, not a curated record
AUGACCGCUUCCUACGCUGAGCCCCACAUCAUUCCCUCUGUGCAGAGUAAACCACACGCUCCCCAGUUCUGCUCCGGAGUGGCCGGCAGUUUCGGUCACCUGGAGCCUUAUGGAAAAGCAGAAUUUUUGCUGCUCGCUUGCGCUGGGAUCGCCGAACAUCGCCUCGGUUGUGACCCCGGCACCCGCUUCAACGCCCCGGCGCCGGGCAAGAGCUGGGUGGCCCUCAUCCCGCGGGGCAACUGCACCUACAAGGACAAGAUCCGCCACGCCGCCGCCCAGAACGCCUCCGCCGUGGUCAUCUAUAACGUGGGCUCCAGCAACGCCAACGAGACCAUCACCAUGCCCCACGCAGGCCUAGAAGAUGUUGUAGCAAUAAUGAUCCCUGAACCCAAAGGAAAAGAGAUAGUGAGCCUCCUGGAGAGGAACAUUACUGUGAUGAUGUACAUAACCAUCGGGACACGCAACUUGCAGAAGUAUGUCAGCCGGACCUCUGUGGUGUUCGUCUCCAUCUCCUUCAUUGUGUUGAUGAUCAUCUCACUGGCGUGGCUGGUCUUCUAUUACAUCCAGCGAUUCCGCUACGCAAAUGCCAGAGACAGAAAUCAGCGCCGGCUUGGAGAUGCUGCAAAGAAAGCAAUCAGCAAGCUGCAAGUCAGAACAAUCAGGAAAGGGGAUAAGGAAACCGAGCCAGACUUUGAUAACUGUGCUGUUUGUAUUGAAGGCUACAAGCCCAACGAUGUUGUCAGAAUUUUGCCUUGCAGGCACCUCUUCCACAAGUCCUGUGUAGACCCCUGGCUGUUAGACCAUCGUACCUGCCCAAUGUGUAAAAUGAAUAUUCUCAAAGCUCUGGGGAUCCCGCCAAAUGCAGAUUGCAUGGAUGAUAUACCUCCAGACUUGGAAGCGUCCAUAGGAGGACCGCCAACCAACCAGAUAACGGGAGCCAGCGAUAUAACAGUGAACGAGAGCUCUGUAGCCCUGGAUCCCCCGGUGCGGACUGUGGGAGUACUACAGGUCAUCCAAGAUGUAGAUUCCUUUCCCCAGGUUGGGGAAGGUAACUUCACAACAAGCAAUGAACAGGAGCCAGCAGUCAGCAGCGAUUCAGAUAUUUCAUUGAUUAUGGCAAUGGAGGUUGGACUGUCCGAUGUGGAGCUUUCCACUGAUCAAGACUGCGAAGAGGUGAAGUCUUGAAAAACAAACAGAGAUCCAACACUAAACUACAGGGGAGGGUCACAGGGAGGGACCGAGUCAGCUUUCUAGGAUUUGGACCAGUCAUGCACAUGCCUCCAGAGCACUGUCACUCCUGCACACUCCAUUCUGAGAUGGUCACGAAAAGCAAUAGCAACAGUUGUGUCUGCCUGGACGCGGUUUCAUCAUCUACAUACGUUCGUUUUGUUCACAUGGGAGGUGAAUGCUUCCAGUUUACCCACGUGCUUGAGAGCAGUCAUGUAACUCCUCGGUGGCUCAUAAAUACGCAACUGAAAUGACA